UGUUACGUAGCUAGAGGAGAAGACGGUGAUUGGACGAGAGGCCGAGCCGGUGGGCGGGACUGAGGUUCUUAUUGGUUCUCCCCGGCUUCGAGAGGAGGAAGUGGGAAGCGAGUGCUGAAAGCUGCGCCAUGGCUAAUGAGGACAAUGGACACGGCUUGAAGGAAGUGCUGGUGACCUUUCAGAGAUGCCUCACAGACAACCAGGAGGUCCUUCUGGAUCCAUACUUGGAAGGCUGGAAAGGCCUUGUGAGGUUUCUGAACACCAUGGGUGCAAUCUUCUCCUUCAUCUCUAAAGAUGUCGUGGCCAAAAUCCAAAUCAUGGAGGAUUUCCGCAACGGCGAGCAGAAGGACGACUACAUCAGCCUCCAAUCCAUGGUGAAUUACGAGCUUUCCAACAACCUGGUGGACCUGAAGGAGCGCGGAGACCAUCCGGCCUCUGGCUGCCGAACAAUCCUGCGCUUGCACCGAGCCCUUCACUGGCUGCAGUUGUUCUUGGAGGGCAUGCGGACGAGUGACUCAGACUCUCGGACAUCUGUGCUGUGCACAGACGCCUACAACGCCUCCUUGGCCAAUUACCACCCUUGGAUCAUCCGCAAGGCCACUACCAUGGCCUUCUAUACCUUGCCUUCUCGGGAUGCUUUCCUUGAGAACAUGAAUGUCGGGUCGCAUGAGGAGGCGGUGGAGAUGCUUGGGGAAGCUUUGCCCUACAUCUGCAAGGUCUACGAUGUGACACAAGUGCUCUACGCUCAGCACAACAUUCUUGACCUCCCAUAAUGGAGCACAGCUCCAAUCGAAAUCUGCCUGAAUUUGCUUGCCUAAAUGGCAAGCAUAACCACACAUAUCAAUGCCUAUGCAUGUCUGUGGCAGCUUGUCAGUACAGUACUGAAAUCAUAGAUCCUAUUGCUGUAAAACGAACCUUUCUAAAAGAUGUUUUGGAGUUCAGCUCCCAUCAGCCUUGCCAGUGAUCAGGAACGAUGGGAGUUAUAGUCCCAAACAUCCCAAAGGCACCUGGUUGGAGAUGUCUGCUCUGGGCAGAGGCUCUUAUAAAAUUAAACUGCACUUAAGUUGGCGUUAGAACAGUUUUCUCUCAACCUGGUUGUUGUCAGAUGUUUAAAAGUCCUCCUUUGAUCAACUCCCAAGCAAGUAUUUCCAGUGAAGCCUGGGAAUUGUAGUUCAAAGCACUUGGUGGGAUAGCUGCUGAAAGCUAUACAUAUAUAUAUGUAUAUCUCACACACUGAAAGCAAGCAAUCUCUAUAUAGGAUUAUAUAUCCUAUUUAAUCAUAUCCUAUAUAUGUUUAAAUAUUCAAAUUGUCUGAAUAAACCACACUAAAGCUCCCAAUAAAACCAUUGGCCAGGCUGGCUGCAGCUUCUGGGAGCUGAAUAUCUAAAGGACCAAUGGUUCCCCAUCUAAACAUAAUGUAUUUAUCUAUAUCUAUAUAUGUAUGUAUAUGUAUAUUGCAGAAAUCAUUAGUGGAGUUCUUCUCAGGACCCUUAGAGCCAUUCCAGCAGCCUUGGCUCAGUUGUGCUCUCUGUAAAAUGGACCUAGUUUGCUGAACUAAGGCUGCUUGCCACUCUCUUCUUCAAAUGAGAUGAAGGUUUAAAGGGAAAAGUGGAGGAGUUGUAUUGUGGACUGUUGCAUAUCUUAAUAGCUCUGUGAAAAUUGUUGGUUAGGAUUUAGUUGGGGGAAGAGAGAGAUACCUUAUUGGCAGCAUAAUCCAUGUCCAGACAAUGGGGAACAAAGCUCUUCUAGGGGCUCCAUUGACCAUUCCUGUCCCACACUUCCAUUCCCAUGCUGGGAUGUGUUGUCCAUAGGUUUGGGGGCUCCCAAUGUAUCUGUGCCCCACAGCUGAGAGCCAACAUGGGGCAGUAAAGUGGGGAUGCCCAUUGCACAUCACCCUCUUAUUGUAUACAGGAAGGUGGCAACUUGUGUGCUGGAUGCUUGAACAAUCUCUCCAUAAUGUGAAUUAAGGCAGUCAGUCUGUGUCAUAGAAGAACGUUUGGCCUGGAAGUCUAUGCGCACUUGAGAAGGAGCAGAGAUAUGGAUAAACCUAUGAUUGUAGUUGUUGCACUUUUUUCUGCCCCUUCCUAAAUGGGAAGACAAUCCAGGGCAUUGUACUUGUGUUGCCCAAGUGGUGUGUUUCGUUUUGGGGGCUUGAGCUUUUUGUCAUGAUCUGUCGCAACGACAGACCAUUUCCUGGGCGCAAAUCAAUCAAAUCUUAUGUCUGUCGGUUGUGUUUUUGUGCGUUCUCUUUUCUAAUUUAGUUUAAAUUACCGUUGACUUUUGUCUGUAUGGAGGUGGAUAGAAUGGAAAUGGGCUGCCAAAAAUUAUUUGCACAUUGAUAUUACAGGUUAGAUGCAUGCGCUGUGAUUCGCAUAGAUUUUAUAUCUCACCUUGUUUGGAUUGAAAUAAAUGUUAUCUGUAGUGCA
This is a messenger RNA of Sceloporus undulatus (fence lizard), 2426 nucleotides long. It is a transcript of the gene CPTP, whose product is annotated as ceramide-1-phosphate transfer protein. Gene Ontology annotation, cellular component: cytosol; membrane; cytoplasm. Gene Ontology annotation, molecular function: ceramide 1-phosphate transfer activity; ceramide 1-phosphate binding. The transcript has 3 exons. Gene Ontology annotation, biological process: ceramide transport; intermembrane lipid transfer. The coding region runs from base 129 to 773 and encodes 214 amino acids. NCBI's taxonomy places the organism in Eukaryota, Metazoa, Chordata, Lepidosauria, Squamata, Phrynosomatidae. The record is from RefSeq and is a predicted model, not a curated record.